This is a messenger RNA of Drosophila sechellia, 1212 nucleotides long. Its product is annotated as phospholipase A1. The transcript is spliced from 6 exons. Gene Ontology annotation, molecular function: serine hydrolase activity; lipase activity. The record is from RefSeq and is a predicted model, not a curated record. Lineage: Eukaryota; Metazoa; Arthropoda; Insecta; Diptera; Drosophilidae. Gene Ontology annotation, biological process: lipid catabolic process. The coding region runs from base 106 to 1161 and encodes 351 amino acids.
AGUUUGGCAGUAGCCGAUGCGAGUGGCUCAUUCAAUUAGACGGCUUCCAUUUAACCCGAUGUGUCGCGGCCUCCUCCGUGAUACCAAUUUAAAUGCGGAUUUCAUAUGGACAAAAUGCUGACGGGCCUUAUCGCACUGCUGUUAUCGCUACUUUCCCUUAGCCCCAUCACGAAUGCUUCCAAAUACCACAGAGAGGCAUUGCAAUUCUUGUUGCGCAAUGGAAACUUCGACCUGAAUCCACUUAACUGUCACAUUUUAUUGUGGGAAACGUGCCCCAAGCGAUUUAUAGAUUAUCAGCUGUUUACAAGCAAUGGACCGCGUCGUGGAACUCCUUUAAAUGUCAAGAACCCAAUAACUUUAUAUAAAGGUGGAUUUAGCAAGCACCGCGAGACUGUCUUCAUAAUACACGGAUUCAAUGGAACUGCCAUAGAUAUUCACCUGCAAUUUCUUCGAGAUGCUUACCUAUCCCGCGAUUUCAAUGUCAUCACAGUGGACUGGCGACCUUUGACCCGCUAUCCAUGCUACCUCCACUCGCUUAUAAACACCAGAUUAACUGCGCAGUGCACAGCCCAGAUCUACGCAUUCCUCACCCACUACGGAGCUGUCCGGGAGCGGAUCACUUGCGUGGGUCACUCCCUGGGCGCCCACAUCUGCGGCAUGAUCAGCAACCACCUGACGCGGAAACAGUACCGCAUCAUUGGAUUGGAUCCCGCUCGGCCUCUAAUUGAGCGCAUGAAGAGCAACAAAUUUCGGUUGUCUAUCGAUGAUGCCAACGUCAUCCAGGUGCUCCACACCAAUGCCGGUUUCCUGGGCCAGGAGGAUAACUCCGGUCAUCUCAACUACUGUGUGAACGGGGGACGCAUCCAGCCCUUUUGCAAAGGAAAUCCAAUCAGGAAAUCGCGAUGUUCGCACUUCUUGAGCAUCUGCUACUUGGCCACUGCCACAUUUAAGCACAAGAAGUUCAUGGGAGUGCCAUGUCCCAAUGGCUGCCUGAAUCUCAGUGGAUCCAAGAGGCUGCCAGUGAGCGGCAAAGUAAAUCCUUUCGAGUUCGCCUCGCUGCUAAGGGAGUAUCACAUAGGCAACGAUGCCCCCGAUGACGCCCGAGGCUGCAUUUGCAUUGAUGUGCCGUAUGCCAAGCACUGCCCCUUUACGGAUGCGUAGGAGCUGGUCUUCAGUAGGUUGUAAUUCUAUGAUAAAGCUGUCGAUAAUAAA